Messenger RNA from Nerophis lumbriciformis (worm pipefish), 3935 nucleotides. RefSeq names its product family with sequence similarity 83 member Hb (gene sack1hb). Gene Ontology annotation, biological process: protein localization to cytoskeleton; signal transduction; positive regulation of cell migration. Lineage: Eukaryota; Metazoa; Chordata; Actinopteri; Syngnathiformes; Syngnathidae. The record is from RefSeq and is a predicted model, not a curated record. Gene Ontology annotation, cellular component: keratin filament. Gene Ontology annotation, molecular function: keratin filament binding; protein kinase binding.
CGGUGCCGUAGUGGCGGCGGCCCUCACGGUGAAGACGGAGCCCGGGCCUGCAGCCUCGCUGGGCUUUUUUUUGGUUUGUUUUUGAAAUCGGAUUUUUUUCCGCGACUUUUUUUUUUUUACGCGGGAUGUGACGGCGGGAAGAAGGAGAAGACAAAGUUGUUGCCGCGGCAAAGUUUGGAGGUCAAGAAGACGUUGGAAGAAAAGCGCUGACGAGUUUCGCAUACCCCCGUUUUACCCUGACCUGUGACCCCCGUUUCCCUAACCAUGGCUCACCGGUCACAAAGUUCGUCGAUUGGAGAGAACCCCCUCGACCCAAACUACCUGCCCCCGCACUACAAGGAGGAGUAUCGUCUUGCCAUUGAUGCACUGAUAGAACAUGACGUCCCGGGUUAUUGCGAGUUCCUCCAGAAUGCAGACGUGGUCAGCUUUCUCGCGCCACAGGAAAUCGAGCACAUCAAGUCUACCAUCCAGGGGCCUAGUCACUCCCAAAGCGUCCCAGAUCUGACUUUCUCAGAUGUGGGCCACAAUGUCGAGGGAUCCUCAGACACCUACUGGCCCAUGCAGUCCGAUAUGGCCGCCCCGGGCCUGGACCUGGGCUGGCCGAUCACCCAGCACAACUUUGUCGGGCCCACGGAAGUCACUACUCUGGUCAACCCCUCGGAAACAAACAUGCCUAGCAUUAAGGAGCAAGCCAGGAGACUCAUUAAGAACGCUCGCCAAGUCGUUGCCGUGGUGAUGGACAUGUUUACAGAUGUUGACAUAUUUGCUGACCUCUUGGACGCAGCAGCACGCCAUGUUCCUAUUUAUAUUCUUUUGGAUGAGCAGGAAGCCCACAACUUUGUCUCCAUGGUGAUCAACUGUAAGGUCAACCUGGACAUGAUCCAUAUGAUGCGCGUCAGGACUGUGGCCGGAAUAACGUAUAAUUCCCGGACGGGAAAGUCCUUUAAGGGGCAGAUGAAAGAUCGCUUCCUGCUGGCUGACUGCAGAGCUGUACUUAGCGGUAACUACAGCUUCAUGUGGUCAUACGAGAAGAUUCAUCGCUGCAUCGCUCACCUUUUUCUCGGAGAGCUGGUUUCCACGUUUGAUGAAGAGUUCCGCAUUCUCUAUGCUCAGUCGGAGCCUCUCGUCGUGGACCCGUCGGACAGAACUCUCGCCCUCUCUGACACUGGAAGUUUCUUCAACAGACAGAUAGGUUUUAAGAGGACCCAGUCAUUGCGGAAUCCCGUGAGUUUCCGAAGGCAACCCGAGAUUUCCUACGGUUUCUCGCACGGGGACCAGGACCGCAACUCUGCACUUCCUUUCCGGAGGAACGACCCAUUCCGACACACUAUUGAGCCCGGGGCGGGAAUCACCAUUGGCAAGUACUCCCAGCAACCGUUCCGCUUGCAGUCGUCAUAUUUGGACCAGGGAAGGUCGAUAGUAUCCCGUCAGAUGGAGUUGAGCGGCUUUAAGAGGCACAGCUAUGCAGAAGGAACCCAAGAGAACUACAAGUCCUCGAGGCACUACAUGAAGCACAGAGUCAUGAACAAUCUCGAUGAGUCAGACUUCCACAGAGAACAGAAACUCCAUUUGUACAAUGAAGGGCCUGGAUCAGGUUCUGGCCACGGACACUACGACAGACUACGUUCUACACAUCUAGCCAUUGACCAGUAUUCAGACUCCAGCUCAUUCCGCUCUGAUCAAGAGCCAAACUAUGGAAACUAUGGCAGAGGUGGUGUAAAUCUUUCAUCAGAGGAUUUAAGUGGACCAGAAGGGGUUCAGACACCUCCAAUAGCUGGAAGGUAUGGAGGAAGUUCUGCUCUGAAGAGGCCAACCUUAGGACAUGCUUACGCCUGUCAAAGCUCACCCACACAGCUUCACCCACCAGAGAAGAAGCCAUUUUCGAAACAAUCCGAACAGGAGCACAACCAAGACCCGAGUGUUAGGCACGGUUUAAGGAAUUGGAGGAUCCAUUCGUAUCUUAGUACAUAUGAGGAAGGUGGAGAAGAGGGUCUGAAUCAACCCUUGGGGCCUGAUGCAUUUGAAGAUCCCCCACCUUCUCAGGAGCAAGACAUUUCAGUUGCCCCCAAGGCCAGAGCAGAGAUCCAAAGACCACGCUAUGGAAAGCCAGUUGUACCUGACAGAACCGACAGGGACUCAACCACAAAGGAAGUGCUCUCCUCAGUUAGUGACAAAAGAUCCAUGUCAGUGGAUAGAUAUGAGGAGGAUGAUAGGAGUUUUGGAACGGAGGACAGUGAGGCGCCAGAUCGCUUCCUUUCGAAACAUGAAUCCUUCCGUUCACGGAUUAACCCGCUGCUGCAGCGUAGCUCCCGUCUACGUUCCUCGCUCAUAUUCUCGUCGUCGAAAGCAGAGAUGCACAGCGGGAGCACUGGCCUGAAAGCAGCCGCAGAAGAAGAUGAGAAGUUAGACUCUGUGCGCACUUCCUCCAUCGUAGCCCAGAUCCUAGAGAAGAGGAGGGCUUUAUCUCGAGAACCUUUUGAGUGGAAAAAGACACCCGAGGAGCAGAGUAAGGAGAAAGAAGAGAAAAGUGGGGUUACAAAUCAAGAAGAAGAAGAGGAGAAAAGCUUGACAAAUACAACAGAAGCAAAAGACGAAUACAAGAAAUCUGAGGGACCUUUAAAGUCUAAUGACGGAGUGUCAUCGUCUCUAAAUAUCAAUGACCCGGCCAGUCGACUGCAGUAUUUCAAUGACGUCGCUGCCAAGAGAAAAGCAUCAAAAAUGGAGACCGAGUCAUCGCUGAAAGGCCCAGAGCCAGCUGAGAAAAAGCCAGACGUUUCCGACAAAGUCCCCGAAAAAACAACAGCGAGCACGACGACCCCCGCGGCUGCUGUUGUCGUGUCAACAGAAUCCGAGGCAAAGAAAUCAGAAGUCCAAGCAAAAAUUGCCGACCUCAAUCGGCGAUCUUCGUUUACGUCUACAAAAGCAUCGCUAAUCUCUCCAAAGCCUUUUGUAAGCGCUGCGAAGCCUUUUGAACCUCACAAGGAGGAGAAUUCAUCCGAUAGCCAAAAGAAAGAUUUAUUUAAGUCACUGAAGCCCCUUCCGUCCCCUAAGAUCUUUAAAAGGGACCCGCUCAAGCUCAAAGGACUCAACCCUCGUAGGAUCUCCUGCGGUGAGGAGCUCUUAACGGAUGCCACAGACACGGAGAAGAGUGAGCUGAAGAAGAGUCGUUCCCAGAGUUCUUCCACUUUGCCUCGUGACGACUCAAAGGACGCUCAGCAGAGGGGAUCCAACACCUCCAUCAACACACUUAGUAGUGGUGAGGGAAAGGGUGACGGUAAAACCCUUGACUUCCUGAAGAAACAGACUCAGAGACUGAAGGGAUUAUUGGUACCCAAAGAUAAGGAGAAGAAAUCAUCGGGUGAGGACCGUAGCAUUGGCACAGUGAAAGAAAUGGUUGAAGAUUACAGCAAAAAGCAGAGUUCUUCCGCCAAGGACGCGGAAUCCUCCCCUGCCGAUCAAACAACCGCCAAUCACCGGACAUCAGCCGGCACAUCCGUCUCACGUUACCAGGCGUCCGCCAACUCGACCCUGUUCAGUAGCAACCUCCGCGAUGACACCAAGGUCAUCCUGGAGCAGAUCUCAGCCAACAGUCAGAAGAACCGUCUUGAGCGGGACGACGCAGGAGACGGCGAGCGCGAUGCCAAGGCCAAGGGUCUGGACGGCGACUUCUCUGCCAAAAAGAACCGCUUUCUGCGACCCCAAGUCGGCGUCCAAGAGAGGGAGGGACUGCUGAAGAGGAUAGAGAGCCUGAGGAAGGAGAAGAAGGUCUACAGCCGCUUUGAGAUGGGGAAUACCUUGGGAUAACAUGAAAGACGGAGGAGUGAACGAUGACGUGGAAUCUUAAUAAAGCGACGAUCAAACAGCCACAAUGUGCCAACCACAUGCCAGGUCUGCUUUGUGUGCUUUUUUUUUUUUUAUAUCUGCUGGAUUUUUAC